Messenger RNA from Psilocybe cubensis, 3204 nucleotides. RefSeq lists its product as uncharacterized. Lineage: Eukaryota; Fungi; Basidiomycota; Agaricomycetes; Agaricales; Agrocybaceae. The transcript is spliced from 11 exons. The record is from RefSeq and is a predicted model, not a curated record. The coding region runs from base 1 to 3204 and encodes 1067 amino acids.
AUGGCGUCUGUUAAAAAUAAGCGCCGUCGCGUGGGGUCUUACUACCACGACAUCAUUCCUUCGGCCGAUGGAUUCGAACUGAUACAGGCCAGCGAGGUCGCUGUUCGAAAUGUAGGCGGUGCUGAACGCGCAACACGAAGGGUGGACGUGUCUCCUGUCCGCGCGGCUAGGUCCUGGGACCAAAUAACGGACUGGUCGCCGCCAGAUGACGACGAAUUUGCACUGAAUCCUACGGGCGAGCUUCAUGAUACAGAGGUUGAGGCAGAUAUUGUGACGGAGGACCCACUACCCAAAAGGACAAGGAGUGCCGUAUCGUGCUACCUGGAAGAAAUCCUUCGAUGGGCUGGUCGCGGGGAUUUUUGGCAUACUACAGAGUGCCCGGAUUGCAAGAUUAGAUCCGCUCAUCCCCCUAGACCUGCAGAGUAUCGCUGCCAGGAAUGUUUCACACCGGACUUGCACCCUUUUCAUCGAAUUGAGUAUUGCAACUGUUCGCGAGCCAUUCCGCACCACCUUCAACUUCUACGGCGAGGGUUAUACCCUGCAUCCCAGAUCACCAUCAAGACAUGCGCAAGCUUCGAGUUGCUAACGCUUCUUCACAAGCUUGCCUUGACAACAAAGGCAUCUACGUAUGACUUUUACAGGUGCCUCGAGAAAAUGACCACAAAUACCGGCAUGAAUACUCCGCCAUCUCGCUAUCGUGCUCUCUUUCAAAUGGUGCUGCAGUGGAGACAUCUGCAGAUGCUGAAGUGGGCAGGUAGAGGGCAUGACCCUUCAGGUGCAGCAGGCACUGCUGAUGGAGAACUCGCCAUCAAGUGUCCAUCAUGUCCUCAUCCCGAAAUCAAUCUUCCCGACGAUUGGGAAAGCGCGCCGGAUGAUAGAAAGUUUUUGUACAUGCUUAUUGUCUGCAUGGAUGCAAACUUUCGACUUAAAAAUCAACUCGUGUCAAACUAUUCUCAGGAUCCGGGCCUAGGAAUUGGAAUGGCAUACAUGCUGCCUAGGCAUAGAUAUGAACAGUAUGUGGCCAGUCGCGCCACCGAUAAAGAUAUAAGCACAUGCGUGGGGUUUCAGGCGCUGGCGAAAGCCAAUACGAAGUUCUCUGUUGGACUUCGAUACACGGGCCUUGGUAUGACAGUAUGCGGGAGAUCAGAAAUGAUCAUGACUGUCGGAAAUAUGCACAAGGGAGAACGAUAUGCAAAUAUGGACUACAUAUUUGCGUGGUUUCUCCGCCUGGUUGCCGUUCGCCUUGUGUUGGUGAGCUAUGACAUCGCUUGUCAAUGGUUCAUCAACCUUCUACGGCGGAUGCAAUCUGAUUGGCCCCAACACAUUCAACCCCCCGCCAACAUCACACUCAUUCCAGUGAUUCCAAAGCUGCAUGAACCGAUGCACAACCAGACCAACCAUCAAAUGUACUCACUAAACUUCAUUCCUGGGGUUGGGCAAACCGAUGGCGAGUGCCCGGAGCGAGUAUGGGCGCCCCACAAUUCUCUUGCAAACGCUACGAAAACUCAAGGCCCGGGUUCACGCCAGGACACGCUCGACGACCACUUCGGGUUCUGGAACUGGCAAAAAUACACAUCUAUGGGCACUACAUUGCUCCGUAGGUACAGGGACGCGAUUGCCCAGCGCAAUAUCCAGACGGAGGGGCACGAGGGUCUGUCGGAAUCGAUAAAAAAGGCAAAUCCUAAUCUGAUAGAGCGCUGGGAGAAGAUGUGCGCCGAGUGGGAAUCAGAUGUGUUUCCGAAGAAGAAGAAAAACCCCUAUGAGAUGAAAGACACCAUAGUUAACUUAACAUGGUUGGGCAUAGGCAUCACAGAGGCCCAUGUCAAGAAACUAUUGGCAGAUUCUGAAGCUGCCUUUCUGGCAUCUGGUGGAACAAUGCCACAUAGAACCACCCCAUCUGUGUUUGUCAGUAUGGGCUUAGAUCUUGAAGAAACUCAACAUCGGCUUCGACGCCUGGCAAAAAAUACAGGGGAGGAUUCCACUAUUCGACAAGCCGGGAACCUGACAGAGCAGCGAAAUGCUCUCACAACGCGUAUACGGGCAUGGGAGCAGCUCCUGCCAAUUUAUAUGCCUGGAAUUAUCCAGUAUAAAGCCGACCACCCCAUCCAUGAGGCGUCCACACAUGCUGAAGAUUUACAACUCUGGCUGCCAUCUACAAUCCCUGAGCCGCAUCGCAGUGAAAUUAGUGCGCACAACUUGCCUAAUAUUGAACGACAACUGAGAGAAGCCCAACUUACUGAUUCUCUGAACGCCAUACGUCAAAUUUUGAAGGUCAAGGCGCGAAUGAUUGCCUUCAAGAACAAGAAUAUCCGGGGUCAACGCGGAGGCACUCGAUCAACGGCAGUGAUUGAUCGCGUUCACGAGCGCGCAAGAUUUGCUGCCGACAAAUAUCGGAAGGGGCGGGAAGCACAUCUAGCUCUGGCUGGCCCCGGAGACUGGGAGAAGACGUUUCGUAAACUUGACGACAAGGAUAUCCGUAGCUAUCAAGACCCCGAUCGUCUACGCCCUCGAGUAGGUCGACGAGGAACCCUAGAAGACGAGCAGGUCGCAGCAGGAGAAAAUGCGCCCACAGAGGAGGGAGAUCUUUUCUUGUUCAACGAAGAGCGGACACUCCAUCAAGGUAGCGGACAGACUCGACGAACACUUUCUUGGAUUUGGACGGUUGUAACGCCCACAUCUUCCAGCGCAGCUGAAAUGAUCGGAGCCGACGGCACUUCAGCGGCCCCAGACGAAGAUCGCGCUGACAUUCUCCGGGUAGAGUGGUCCAAGAGUCGAGCCAGAAUGCAACGUGCCAGAGAAGAAGUCCUUUUGCUUAAGGAGGAGAUGAGGCGAAGGCAGCGAAUAAAGGCAAUUUCUACCGGGAAGAAAGAUGUACUAGAGGCCAUCUCAGCGUAUGCAUUGUCACAGGCUGCCCUCCAAGACUCUCUUGCUGACCACUUCAGCACGUUAUGGAGGACAAGUUUGCAGGUUCCUACCGCUGCUGAAGGAACUUCAACUUCCGAUGGCACUACCGCCAAUUCACGUGGCCCUAUCGUUGACGAGGAGGAUGGCGAUGAUGACGGCGAUGACGACACGAUUGUGGAUGAUGUGACAGUUGUGGGAGAUGAGGAGGAGGAUGAAGCUGUGAAGGUGUACCGGGAAUCAAUCUAUCCGGUGCCGAAGCUAGUCUACGACGGUCUGGCUGGCAUGGUCAACAUUGAAUAG